AUCGUAUUUGUGAUUGGUGACGUAUGUGGGGAUGCAUGGAACACAGCUCUGACAUUGGUCAACGGAGCGUUUGGUCAGAGGAUCAUAGACCUUUACCCCCCUGCCCCCGCAGGACUGUUUGCGUUUGUCAGUCUGCACAUGCGCGCUCGUAAAUAUGUAUGUCAGUCCGCCGACUGUACAAUUCCGCAUCAAAUCCUCCGGCAGUGAACGAAAGGUGAGAUGACCUUCUCAUGGUUCGAACUUAACCAAUACAUUAUCGUUGCGGGUAGCCCCGGGUUCACAUACCAGCACCUACUGCCACGGCCUUCUUGGUGGCCGUCGUGCAUUCUUGGCCUUAAUACUUCACACGGUCAUCCUUUCUCAAACUUCCAUAUCGGAUUUUCUCAACAACGGAAAGAUGGUUUGGAGUACGCUUUACUCGCUGCUUCUGGCAGGAUUUCUGGUGAGAGGAUCGGAAGCGGGGAGUUUAAAGGAUAUCAAACAUGUGGUUCUUUUUAUGCAGGAGAAUCGAAGUUUUAACCAUGUAGGUGCUCACCCGGAAUAUUCGGGAACUAUAUUGGUGAUGUUGGUUUUCUUUGGGAGUUUGGACUAAUGGGGACUUUUGAUAGUAUUUUGGGACUAUGGCUGGUGUGAGGGGAUUUGCAGAUCCGAAUGUGCAGAUUAAUCCUGAUGGGAGGAGUACACUUCAACAGUGAGUGCUGUCUGUUCCUAUGCCAAGUUUGGUGCGGGCUUCGCUUGUUGGGUGAGAAAAAUGAGUUUAAGAGUUUAAGAGUUUGAUUGAGACCGAAGGAACCACUAUGGAAUUAUUUCACUAACCUAUUGAUUCAAAGAUUAGUAAAACACUCAUUAAAUCCAACACCUCCUAAACCAUGGGCAUCCCUUUCUUUCCUCGAGAGAUUAUGGCAGUUCUUUCUCUUCUUCUUCAAGUACGUCGCGGUUCACUUUCUUGUCGCCAUCAUACUAACAAGCCUAGAUUAUUCGUACCAGACAGAACCCCCCUAAUGACGCAGGAAAUUACUCAGUUAACUCCGUGGCAUAUCAACUAUUUAGGUGGGGAAUGGCGCCAAGCUACGAAGUGCUAUGGUGGUGGUGAUAAUUCUUGGGAGGCGGGCCAUAUUUCUUACAAUGGCGGCUUGUCUAAUCAGUGGGUUUCGACAAAUACUCCUUAUAGUUGGGGCUACUUUAAGAGGGAAGAUGUUCCCGUUCAUUGGGACAUUGCUGAGGGAUGGACGGUAUGUUUCCGUUUCUAUGUUACUAAACUGAAGAAAUUCAAGUGGUCCUUUCAUGGUCGUCUAUUUCUCCCAUGAGACUCUACUUGGUUUAAAUCCAAAUAAAGGCUAAUCUUUCAAUCCCAGGUUGGUGACAUGUACCAGGUACACAACACUCUUUUCAAUCAAAAACAGACUUGAGACUAAUAUCAAAAUCAAGGAAGGAAUACUAGCCGCCACAAACCCAAACAGAGUCCUUUGGAUGAGCGGAACGGUAAAUAACCCCGGCUCGCCCAACAACCCCGACGGCACCGGAAACAUGAUUCUCGACAAUCAAGCCUCACCAGGCUGCAAAAAGCCCAAAGUAAAUUGCUUCCCCUUCACCUGGAAAACCAUCCCAGAAUACUGGCAAGACGCAAAUGUAACCUGGCAACUGUACCAAGACCCAGAUAAUUUCGAGGACAACUCACUCGCGUACUUUACGCAGUACCAGAAGGCUUCAAAGGAUAGUGACUUGUGGAAGAGAGGGAAUUCGUAUCUCGGUUUGAGGAGGUUCUACGAUGAUGCGGCGAAUGGCGAGUUGCCUGAGAUUAGUAUUAUUGUUGGACCGGCCGAGUUGGCAGAACAUAUGCCGUACUUACCUAGUGAUGGAGCUUGGUUGCAGAAGCAGGUCGUAGAUGCCGUGACGCAUUCGCCGAGGUAUAAUGAGACGGCUCUGAUAAUCAGUUAUGAUGGUACAUCCCCUUCCUCAUUCCUCCCUCUCAUCUCGCUAACAACCUUCAAAGAAGUAGGAGGAUACGGCGACCACGUAGUCCCCUACAUGUCCCCCAAAGGCACACCAGGAGAAUGGAUCGACGACCCCUACAACCUUGUGGGCCACACGGCCAUCGGACCAGGCUACCGCCUCCCCUUCUACAUCAUCUCCCCGUGGACCCGCGGCUCGCACGUCUUCACGGAGCAUGCAGAUCACAACUCCCAGAACCUUUUUAUCGAACACUGGCUUGAAGCUAAGGGUUACACCAACAUCCGCAGCAAAGAGAUGUCGUCCUGGAGACGCGCACACAUGUCUAAUCUCCUGAACGCAUUUGAUUUCGAUCAUCCUGAUCUCUCACUCCCUGAUAUCACACCUGCGGAAACUCCACUCACGUGGUCAAGGCCCAAGGUGAGACCCGAUGGCCCAUUGGGCAGCAUGAGUGAUAAUUAUAUUGGGGCGGCGAUGUGUCAGGCUCGACAUAAGACGGCGCAUCCACCUGUUCCUUAUGGGAAGGAGAAUUCGAAUGCGGAUGUGGGGAAACUUGUAGAGGAGGGGUUCAAACAAGUCCGCGGUUCGUUGACUGAAGGGAGGUUUCUCGUUUUUGAGAUGGGUGACCAGGCGCUCACGAAUUCGGAGGGGAAUCUGACGGUUUCGGGAAAGGUUCCUGAUCACAGUCUGGUUCAGCAGAGAUGGAUUUUGAAUUUGGUUGGCGAGACGGGAACGAGGCAGUUUUUUAUUAGGAGUGUCGUUGAUAGGUCUUAUAUCUCAACAAAUCGAACGCUUACAGAGGAUAAAGUCGACGCGGGGAUCUUCACCAUCGAGGAUUUGGGGAAUGGCAAGGGUUAUCGUCUCUUGGGACUUGCUACCCCAGACCCUAAUCCUGAUCAGAAGACGGAAUUGCGGAAAGGGUUUGAAGGGGGGAAGAGCUUGGUUGCUGGGGAGGGAGAGGUAGAGUUUGUGGAUGAGGGAAUGGGGGAUGGCAAGGGGUGGAAGGUUUUCAGUGUGACUUAUCAUGAUUCUACGUGAUUCGAGAAUCUGCUUGGGGAUCUUUUGUUUGUUGUCGGCUCGUUGGUUUUCUGGGUAUGUGUAUGGCAUUAUGAGGUUAGAAGACUGGGAUAUGGGUGCCUAAGGCUGGGUAUAAAGGAUACGGGGUUUGGACUUGGGAGGUUUGCUUGGGUUGGGGUUAGGGUUAUAUACCACUUUCAUUGCUGUGUUUGGGAGUUUGUAUUUUUGGUGGAAUUUAGAAUCACAACUUUUUACUGUUUAGCUCAAGCCUUACUGUAAGAUUAGCGAAUAAC
Messenger RNA from Hymenoscyphus albidus, 3260 nucleotides. NCBI's taxonomy places the organism in Eukaryota, Fungi, Ascomycota, Leotiomycetes, Helotiales, Helotiaceae. The record is from the annotation of a GenBank genome assembly.